Molecule: messenger RNA, 1136 nt
Organism: Prinia subflava (tawny-flanked prinia)
Lineage: Eukaryota; Metazoa; Chordata; Aves; Passeriformes; Cisticolidae
Gene: VPS25
Product: vacuolar protein sorting 25 homolog
Exons: 6
Coding region: 110-634 (174 amino acids)
Biological process (GO): protein transport to vacuole involved in ubiquitin-dependent protein catabolic process via the multivesicular body sorting pathway
Cellular component (GO): ESCRT II complex
Molecular function (GO): structural molecule activity; protein homodimerization activity
Source: RefSeq, a predicted model, not a curated record
CUGGCGGGGCGGGGCCCGCGGCCGGGCCGGAAGCGGGGCGGGGCGGGAAGCGGCGGCGGUUCCGGUGGCGGUUCCGGUGGCGGCGGCGGUGGCGGCGGCGGUAGCGGCGAUGAGUUUCGCGUGGCCCUGGCAGUACAGCUUCCCGCCCUUCUUCACGCUGCAGCCCAACGGCGAGACGCGGCAGAAGCAGCUCUCGGCCUGGUGCGCGCUGGCGCUCGCCUACAGCCAGCAGCACCGGCUGCCCGCCAUGACCGUACGGGAGGCUCAGGACAUUCCGCUCUUCGCCAACCACCGCCUCCAGCGGAAGCUGCCGCUGGAAUCCAUCCAGGUGGUGCUGGAGGAGCUCCGCAAGAACGGGAACCUGGAAUGGUUGGAUAAGAACAAAACCAGCUUUCUGAUCAUGUGGAAGAGACCAGAAGAAUGGGGAAAGCUCAUCUAUCAAUGGGUGUCAAGGAAUGGCCUGACCAACUCUGUGUUCACACUGUACGAACUGGCCAGCGGGGAUGAUACAGAGAAUGAAGAGUUUCACGGCUUGGAUGAGGCCACGCUGCUCCGAGCCCUGCAGGCCUUGCAGCAGGAGCACAAGGCUGAAAUUAUCACGCUGGACGACGGCCGAGGCGUCAAAUUCUUCUGACAGGAACCUCCUCCCCUUCCCCGCUGCAGUCUCGGGUCCUGCUGCCAAGUGUUGCUCUCUGGGCCUGGCUUCAAACUGUGACUGCAAGUAGCUGCAUCUUGGGAUUCCUUGGGGCAAGAUGAGUCUGCAAACCCUUCCAAAGACUUAGGAACAUCCCGAGAGCCUCUGUCUGUCUGUUCUCCCUGUUGAUGUGUUUGAGAGGCUGAAGCUGCUCUGGGCAGUUCUGGAGGGACCACCCAGAAGUGGAAGUGGGCUGCUGCUGGUCCCCGUUCCUGUGAUGGCCUCAGGGCAGUCCCAGUGGUCAAGCUUGGCCUCAAAGGACCCCCCUGCCAGGCUCCUGCAGUCCUGCUGCAGUGCCAGGGGGUGAGGCAGGAGCUGGACACUGGCUGUUGUUGCUGUGGAAGCCCUCAGUGGCAGAAGGAAAUGCACUUGCUGCCAAGCAGGCUGGGGGAAGCCAGGGAACUAAUUUCAGGUGAUUAAAGUGAGAUGUAUUUAUAGAGCA